This is a messenger RNA of Rotaria sordida, 801 nucleotides long. Lineage: Eukaryota; Metazoa; Rotifera; Eurotatoria; Philodinida; Philodinidae. The record is from the annotation of a GenBank genome assembly.
AUGUCACGUGAAAUCAAACAAAGAAUUAUUUCUAUUAUGCCGUUAUAUUUAUCAAAAGAAUGUCCAGCUUAUAGUGAACUUAUUAAAGCAAUUGAAGAUAUACCAGAUGAUAAAUUUUAUCAAGUAAUAAGUGACCCAUUAUUAUCUAUUAAUCAACGUAUUCAUUAUCUAUUUGAUGAAAUUUUGUUUUUUAUCAAUCAACAUUAUCCAAUUACUCAUGAACAAGGUUUACAAUUAGAUCGUUUCAUUAAUGAAAUUAAAACUAUUUGUAUUGAUUUGAUAAAAAAUAAUGAAACAAUGAAAAAUGAUAUUGUACGUUUAGAAAAUCGUAUUGAAGGUUUAGAAAAUCAUAUUGAAUGUCUGGAAAAUGAUAGAAUUGAAACAAAAAAACGUCGUGCAAUAGCUGAAUUAUUAACACCAUUUGUCAAAGAAAUUAGAACUAUGAUGAUUAAUCAACAUGUAUCUGAUUGUUAUUAUUCAAAAUCAAUAAUUAAUGCAUGUUUAUUACGUUCACAAGGUCAAAGUAUAUCAUGGGAAGUAGCUGAUUUUAACAGAGAUAAUCGGCAAACCAAUUUUGAUAUAAAUAUAUUUAAUAAUUUUGAAUUAAUUAUCAAACAUCAAACUGAUUCAUUACGACUUAAUUAUGAUACUUUACUUAAAUUUUUAUUAGAUAAAAUGGAUCGUAAUGAAGCUGAAUAUGAUACUGUAAAAAAAUUUUUACGUCAUAAUGCACAUGGUAAUACAUCAUUCAAUGAAUAUCUAUCGUCCAUUGGUAUAUCUGAUGCAUUUGAUAUGAAUUAA